AUGAGCGCGAAGAAGGUCGGGCAGGCGGUGCAGGCGGACUGGGACAACCGCGAGUUCGUGGAGUCGCUGCGACUCAACAUCCAUCGCAUCUACACCUUCGUCAACGACUUCGAGGCGAGUGCCAAGGGCCGGCUAGCAGCUCUGAACAGCAAACUGACUUCACUGGAGCGACAGCUGACUUACCUGGAAUCUCAGGUGCUCUCUGCUGAUAGGGCAGGCGAGAGUGUUGGUCGCGGUGAGGCUUGUGGACCUGGCGGGAUUCCAUGGGCAGGUGAAAGUUCAGAAACAGGUGGUAGAGUAGAAUCAGGGGCAGGGAGGGAGGGAGGCCGAGGAGAUGAAGCGGCCGGGUCAGUGGCAAGGAGGGAUUGA
Messenger RNA from Closterium sp. Naga37s-1, 369 nucleotides. The record is from the annotation of a GenBank genome assembly. Lineage: Eukaryota; Viridiplantae; Streptophyta; Zygnematophyceae; Desmidiales; Closteriaceae.